Melozone crissalis (California towhee) is the source of this 2232-nucleotide messenger RNA. It is a transcript of the gene MAD2L2, whose product is annotated as mitotic arrest deficient 2 like 2. The coding region runs from base 175 to 810 and encodes 211 amino acids. Gene Ontology annotation, cellular component: zeta DNA polymerase complex. The record is from RefSeq and is a predicted model, not a curated record. Lineage: Eukaryota; Metazoa; Chordata; Aves; Passeriformes; Passerellidae. The transcript is spliced from 9 exons.
GCGCCGGGCGGACACGGGGACACACGGGGGAAGGUGGCCGUGCUGAGGCGGGGCGCUGCGCGGCAGUGGAGCCGUGCGAGGAGCCCCGUUCCGGGAGGGAGCAGCGGCAGACGGGCGGUUGCCAGGCUCGGUUCCCAGGCUGAGGAAAGGCGGUGCCGUGCGGGCCUGGGGAAGAUGACCACUCUCACACGGCAGGACCUUAACUUUGGGCAAGUUGUUGCAGAUGUUCUUUCAGAAUUCCUGGAAGUGGCUGUUCACCUCAUCUUGUAUGUCAGAGAAGUUUACCCUAUUGGGAUCUUUCAGAAGAGGAAAAAAUACAAUGUACCUGUCCAGAUGUCCUGCCACCCAGAGCUGAACCAGUACAUCCAGGACACGCUGCACUGUGUGAAGCCUCUGCUGGAGAAGAACGAUGUGGAGAAAGUCGUGGUUGUAAUUCUGGAUAAAGAGCACCACCCCGUGGAGAGAUUUGUCUUUGAGAUCACCCAGCCCCCCCUUCUUUCCAUUAGUUCUGAGUCCCUGCUGUCCCACGUGGAGCAGUUACUGCGUGCCUUCAUCCUGAAAAUCAGCGUGUGUGAUGCUGUGCUGGACAACAACCCCCCAGGUUGCACCUUCACAGUUCUGGUUCACACACGGGAGGCGGCCACACGCAACAUGGAAAAGAUCCAGGUGAUAAAGGAUUUCCCCUGGAUCCUCGCUGACGAGCAGGACGUGCACAUGCACGACCCCCGGCUCAUUCCCCUGAAAACCAUGACAUCUGACAUCCUAAAGAUGCAGCUCUACGUAGAAGAGCGAGCUCACAAAGGCACCUGAUUUCAAAUCUUCCUUGCCUUCAAGCUUCAUCUGAUCUUCCAGUGGAGUAAGAUCUGUCACAAACUGUAUCUUGAUAACCAUCUCUUCAGCUGGCCUUCUGGGUGAAUGUAGAGCAGCUGCUGCCUCUUUAUUUCAAGUGCUCUUACCACUGUAUAAAGAACUGACUUGGAAUGGGGAGCCAGAGCCUGUUCCCAUCUUGACUUGUGUGAGAGCACAGGUGUUGAUGCAGUGCAUCCCUGGGGAGUCAGUGCUUUAUUACCAGUCCAGUUCUCACCUGGAAAGGGCAGCUCCAUUGCACACAGGCAGUGACAGACAGCUAGGAGCUGUCACACAGUCCAUGAGAGCAACACUUGUGCUAAGGGGGAGUGAGGCCUUAUGUAGUGUCUGUCCACUGUGACCAUCCCAAGCAGUCUUCAAUAAAUACCAAGUUUUACCCCAGUUGAACUGGGCUGAGUUCUGUCAAAACCAGGCUCCCUUCUUCAGCAAAGAAGUAUUUUUAUUUUCUUUUCUGGCCUGUAUGUGGACUCUCAGUUCCUACGAAAGGCUGUACAACCUUGGUCUCUCCCCUUUCACUCAGAGUUGCCAUUAACAAUGUGGAAUUUGUCUGUCCAGCAAGGACACCUGCCAAGUAUCCUACUCCUAACUGAGAAUAAGCAAGGAAAGCACUAAUAAUCCUACAGCUGUCAGAGGAGAUAGAACAUGGCCGUAACAUCAGCUCUGGGUAUAUAAGGGUGGGAGACACAGUUCAGACAAGCUGAGCUUGUUUGUCAGAGAAUUUGGUACACUAGCCUGUCCAGCACCUCCUGCUUCCUCCAAGGAACAAGUGUAGGAACAUUAUAGAUCAAGUCUGGGCACUGCUUUAACAUUUUAUAUUGGGUUACACUGCUCAGUAUAAACCAAAGGUGAUGUGGGAAAAGCCCAGCACAAUCAAAAGGCACUUGUGUUGUUAGGCAGCUGCCUGAAGGGACUUCUUACCUCCUCUUUCCCUACCUGUUUAUUCAAACACCAAGGGACUGUUUUGGAUCGUUUUGAUCAUACACACUUAGAGAAAGGGUAAGGAAUUCACUACCAGUGACACAGCACUUAGGGACAAGGGGUGACAGUUUCCUGAUGCUAUGAAAGGUCUGAUGCAGAUCAUAAAUCUGAAACAGGAAAGAAAAUACCAUACAAGCUGUGGCAGAGUCCUUGUAGAUACCAUUUAUAAUCUGAAAUUAAGCAUUUUAGCCUUAUCUUUCCUAUAUUCCAUAAACAUGAAAGUGUCUUUAAGUCUCUGUGUGUUAGCAUAAUAAUGUAUUAACUAGAAAAGAUAGAUCUCAUAUUUAAUUGUCCCAGUUUUUCUCUGGAAGGGCACCAGUAACUGGAGUAGCAUCCAUGGUAGAAGAAUAUGGAAGAUGAAGACAGAACACCCUCCCAAAAGGCUGG